Rhopilema esculentum is the source of this 3232-nucleotide messenger RNA. RefSeq names its product kelch-like protein 17. Lineage: Eukaryota; Metazoa; Cnidaria; Scyphozoa; Rhizostomeae; Rhizostomatidae. Gene Ontology annotation, molecular function: protein binding. The record is from RefSeq and is a predicted model, not a curated record.
AUGGACAAUCGUGAACUUUUUAGGGAGAGUCACAGUGGAGCAUUCGAUGCCGAAGAACAGAUUGUCAAGGAUGAAGGAGGCAACGAUACAACUCCCCGUCGGAAAAAUGAACCAGCCUUUCUGCCGACUUACUUCACUGGUUCUUUCGAAAACAUGAACAGAAUGAGAAGAGAUGAAAAAUUGUGUGACAUUACAAUCGUGGUUGGUUCUACAAGAAUACCAGCUCAUAGAAUUGUACUUGCCUCUGCCAGUGCAUAUUUCGAGGCAAUGUUUACGGCAGGAAUGGUUGAGAGUAGAGAAAAUACCAUAGAAUUACAUGAUAUCGAUGCAACCUCAGUUGAAUCCAUUAUUGACUUUAUAUAUACGUCACAAAUUGAAAUAUCCGAGGACAAUGUGCAAACUUUGCUUCCAGCCUCAACUAUUAUACAAGUCGAGCCGGUUAAGGAAGCUUGCUGCAAAUUUCUUAGUGCCCAACUCUCCCCGUGUAACUGUCUUGGAAUAUUGGUUUUUGCUGACAUGCAUGGUUGCGUAGAUCUAUUAUCAAUAGCUAAAAGCUAUGCACUGGUCAACUUUGUAGAAAUUUCAAGAACUGAGGAAUUUUUACAUAUCACUCCUAAACGAUUAAUAGAGCUUAUUUCAGAUGAUAACCUCUAUUCGCAUGAUGAGUCACAAGUAUAUCUAGCAGUGAUGAGCUGGAUAAGGUUUGAUUUGGCAAACAGGCAACAAAAUCUUACAGACCUUCUUACUUUAGUUAAACUGCCUCUUCUUAGCAGAGAUUUCUUGAUGUUUUCAGUUGAACCAGAUGAGUUGGUAAGAUCCAAUCCAAACUGCAAAGAUCUCAUAAUAGACGCAAUGAAGUACCAUUUGUUGCCAGAAAUGAGACCAUACCUGCACAACAGUCGUGUGAAACCACGAAAAAAUGCUGGGAUGUCUCCAUUGAUCUUGUCUAUUGGAGGAGGCAGCUUGUUUGCAAUUCAUUGUGAAUGUGAAUGCUUUGAUGCAGCUAAAAACAAGUGGUUUAUGAUUGCCCCUAUGUCAUCAAGACGUGCAAGACUUGGAGUUGGUUCUGCUUUUGGGAUGGUUUAUGCUGUGGGUGGCUUUGAUGGUUCCCAGGACCUUGCUAGUGUUGAGAUGUAUAACCCAAAAAGCAACAAAUGGGUCUCCUCAGCUCCAAUGGGAACAAGGCGGAGCUCUCUUGGAGUGGAUGUUUUGCAUAAUUUACUGUAUGCUGUUGGUGGUUAUGAUGGUGCUUCUUGUCUUUGCAGUGUUGAGAGAUUUGAUCCUCUUCUUCAACAGUGGACUUCAGUGGCACCUAUGGCCUUUCGGCGGAGAUAUGUUGCUGUUAGAGUUGUUGGAGAAUAUUUAAUUGCAUCUGGAGGCUAUGACGGGAACAGUCAUCUUAGUUCAGUUGAGCUUUAUGACCCUAUAACUAAUGUAUGGACACUUAAAAGCCCAAUGAGAAACCAAAGAAGCAAUGCAUCUUCAGCAGUUCUCAAUGGCUACUUUUAUGUAAUUGGUGGCAGUGACGGGUCGUCGUGUCUGGACACUGUGGAGCGUUAUGAUAUUCAAGAGGAUAUAUGGAUCCAUAUGACAUCCAUGAUAAAUAUUCGAAGCUCGCAUGCAGCUGUUGCCAUGGAUAACUAUAUUUAUGUCAUAGGAGGCAAUGAUGGUAGCUCAAGCUUGAAAAGUGUUGAGAAAUUCGAUUCAAAUGAAAAUACAUGGACCAGGAUGCUGCCGAUGAGUACAAGAAGAAGCAAUCUGGGUGGGGUUGUUGCCUGGGUACUUCCUAGGGUAUGAAAACAAAUGAAAGCUGUGAAUCCCAGGCACGCCGGACGAAUCCGGGAGGUUGGGUUGACUGUAGUUUGGAGGGGCCCCCACUUGUUCGCUAAAAUAAUAGUUGCAAACUACAAGAACCCCUUUCCCCCCCCCACUUUUCUAUAGCUCCCCCGCGCUAAACUGUGCUCUGGCGUCCCUGAAUCUUCUAAUACAGGGUGUAGCUUAAUCCUUCUGCACGCUUUAUCCUGUCUGAAAUGCAAAAAAAUUGCCAAAAUUUAGCUUGGUCACAAAGCCUACAAAAGUCAUAGUAUACUACGCUGAAAUUUCGAAAAUUUCUGUAGCAACUCCCCCUCCUCUCGAAAUAAUAUUGAAUGCCAAUUUAUUCAUAUUGAAACAAAUUGCAGAAUGGCAGUUUUUGACCUUAGAAAUUAUUCAUAUUUGUAGUUCUGUCGGAUGGUUUAAUUAGAAAGCUUGAAACAAUGUUCAAUGCUUAUUUAUUCAUAUUGAAACAAAUUGCUGAAUGACAGUUUUAGACCUUAGAAUUUAUUCAUAUUUGUAGUUCUGUCAGAUGGUUUAAUUAGAAAGCUUGAAACAAUGUUUAAUGCUAAUUUAUUCAUAUUGAAACAAAUUGCAGAAUGGCAGUUUUUGACCUUAGAAUUUAUUCAUAUUUGUAGUUCUGUCGGAUGGUUUGAAUAAAAAACUUUUCAACCAACAUUGUUUAGUGUUGCAAGGACUUUUAGAAGGGAUUGCAUGCCAAGUUAUAGUUCUAUUGUAAAGAAACGUCUACCGGCUGUUACCAAGAAAGUUGUGAUUUUAAAUGAUGACCAACAAAUGGCAUAUUGAAAGACCUGAUUAUUAUUGUUUUCACUAGGGUAUAAACACCUCUACUCUCAUAAAAAAACAUGUACGGAUCUGCUGCUAUGAAUUAUGCAGGAAAAAGUUACUAAAUUCGAAGAAACAUUUGGUAAAUUUUCAAAUGAUGCCUGUUCCCCUUCAAAACAUGUUUUAUCUAGAAUGUACUUUGUAAGUGGAAAUAUCAUCUCCUGAUUGAUAACAAUUUCAGAAAAUCUAAACAGCUUCGAGAGUAUAGUAAAAAGGUGGGAUAACUCUACCUAUCUUGGGCUUCGCAAUUCCUUUCCCCUGUUCUUUAUCCUUUGACUCUUUGAGGCUCUGGCACCCAAGGUAAACUAUACCCUACCUGUAAAUGCAACGUUUGUAAAUAUGAAAAUACGAUGUAGAUGUAGAUUUUGUCCGUGUUGUUUAUUAUAUCUAGCUGGCUUAUGUAUUUAUGUAUUUAUUGCAUUAACUAUAUAUUAAUUUAUCUAUUAGCAGAUCCAAUUUAUAUUUGUUCUUUGUAAAUAUGUAUAGCUAGAAUUUAAUCUAAUUAAACAAGCUAGCAAAAGAAGCAAGCUGUCGUAAUAUAAAUGAUAUGUUAUAAACAAAAUAAAUUGCAAAA